This is a messenger RNA of Sardina pilchardus (European sardine), 1451 nucleotides long. Its product is annotated as RING finger protein 222. The record is from RefSeq and is a predicted model, not a curated record. The transcript has a single exon. Lineage: Eukaryota; Metazoa; Chordata; Actinopteri; Clupeiformes; Clupeidae. Bases 58 to 729 code for a protein of 223 amino acids.
UAGAAGGAGGAGGCUAUUCUAUCACUGGAAGAUAACCAGGAAAUCCAUCGCCAGUUUAUGGUCUUCAGUUUCACACCGGGACGCGUGGACAGGAUGGAGGACCUGAAGACAGGUGUGGUGGCUACAGAGACAGACUGCCCAAUCUGUUACGAAUGCCUCACAGGCACAGCUAGAACUCUAAGCUGUUCUCACACGUUCUGCCAUGACUGCCUAGUCAGAACCUUGGUCAGCAUCAACAAGGAUGGGGUUAUCACGCGGGAUAGUAUUGUCUGUCCCAUUUGCAGGCACCUUACAUUUAUCGCUAAACAAGAUGACCCCGUGGUGACUAACAGUCUGGACGCACAGACAGAGAAGACUUUGGAAGUGCCUUUACUUAAUGCCCAACCUGACAGGAGUCGGUGUCCAAACGUCUCACCUGUGAGUACAUCUUCUGGACGUUUCGAUUGGAUUACGCGAUAUUUCAGAGGGGUAUCUGAAAGGUUUCACUCACGGGGUUGGACCAGACCCAGGAAAAUCCCAUCGGAGAUUUUCAUUAUUAGUGAACUUGGCCGACCGAUGAAAGAGGACGAUAUAAGUGUUCUCCCAGCGACAACAGUAUUUGUUCCAAAUCAAAUAAGACGCAGACGAGUGAGAAUUUGUACAACUGGGCGAUGUUUACUGUUCCUUUUAUCAGUUUUCUCCAUUCUAGCUCUUAUAACCGUAACAUUACCUUGGAUUCUGCUGGCAUAGACUAAUGGAUUCGUCAUAUGGCACAGAUGUGAACGGCUUUAAUAAUUCGCUGCUGAACUUACAAAUCAGUCAAGGAUUUUUUUUUUACCAUGUCUUCAUGUUUUACUGUGAAAAACAGUUAAUUGAUUAUGUAAUUACUUUGUAGGCUAAUUACACCAUGUCUGCCCAGCCUAUUAUUAAUGAAAACAUAUUAUGUAGCCUAUGUUGACAUAAUUCGUUUUAAAGACUGUGAAAUAGAUAUGCACUAAGAAGAUGAGUUAACCUAUGAAGAAGAUGAACUGAGCGCAAGAAUGGUUCUCAGGUUAUCAGGCAAUGGUUAUCAAGUUUCAGGUCUGUGGUGAGGUAUAAGUGGGGGUGAAGUUAUGUAAUGUGGAACUGACUGUGCUAUUUGUCAAAGUUUCUGGGACACUGCUGUGAUUUUGCAUAACUCUAAAGUUACCAUGCUCAUGUCUAAGAGGCCUAUGUGCAUUUCUUUCCAUGACACUCCUCCCUUUAUCUGUUAUUUCCUGUCAGACUGGUUCUAGUAACUGGGUUGAGAACACCCACUGAUGUAUCACUAUAUGAGAUGUGAUUUAUUCUUAAUUUGACCAACCAUAGCUCUACAAAACACAAUUAAUGUAAAGUGUUUUUAAUAUCAAAAUGUUAUGUUCUGUUAAAGACCUUUCUUUUUAAGCAAUAGAAUCAACAAAGAAACGGGAUCAUUAAAAGAUUCACUACACUGA